Molecule: messenger RNA, 555 nt
Organism: Micromonas pusilla CCMP1545
Lineage: Eukaryota; Viridiplantae; Chlorophyta; Mamiellophyceae; Mamiellales; Mamiellaceae
Exons: 1
Coding region: 1-555 (184 amino acids)
Biological process (GO): tRNA threonylcarbamoyladenosine modification
Cellular component (GO): nucleus; EKC/KEOPS complex; cytosol
Source: RefSeq, a predicted model, not a curated record
AUGUCGUCGUUCGCCCCCACGGUGCUGAAGUUCGAGGCUUUCCCCGAUAGAAACCUCACGGUCAUCCUCUUCAAAGACGUCACGAACGCGAAGGACGUCCUGGACAAGCUCCUCGCGCGGACGCUCGAGCCCGAGGUGGCGCUCGUGAACCCUAGGCCGAUCCAAUCGCUCUUCGCGCUGCGGCUCGCCGCGCACAAGGCUCUGGCGUCGCGCGAGCGGAACGCGCUGACGACGCGGACGUUACACAGCGAGUUGGUGUACAACCUCUCCGCGUCGAAGCACAUCACGGAAGGUCUCAGGAGGUUCGGCAUGGACGACGCGUCGGACGUCGUGUUGGCGUGCAGGUUCGACGCGUCCGACGCCGACGCGGCGGCGAUGCUCGCGAUGUUUCCCGGCGCCGUCCCGGUGAACGACGUCGAGGACGGGAUGGCCGCGCUCAGGGACGACGCGCUCGUGAAGAAGUACUACAAGCCCGGGGAGUUGGAGUGUAAGGAGGGGAUCGGGAGCGUGGAGGACGCGGUCAUGUCUCGCAUCGGCGCGAGGGACGUGUUGUAG